GCCCCAGAUCCGCUUUUCUCACUGUGUCGAUUUCUCAGUGAGGUUCACGGCUGCAUCUCGCACGAAUCACGCGGCGAUUAAUCUAUUCAUCGCGAUCGAAAUCCCUUUCUCGAACGCGCGCAAGAAGCAACGACCGCGAGUCUGUGAUCGAUCGCGCGAAUUCCAGACGAACCAACGAACGAAUUCGGCUACGAAGCAAGUUAUGAAAUGUUAUUUGCGUGCAAUUAAUAAAUGCGCUCAAUUGAGAAACUACUUUUUUCUCCCUCUCUCGAACCUUCUAUAUUUCUUAUAGUUGAAAUUCGUCGAAUGUGUACACGCGUGUCUCUGUAACUGGAAAAUUGGAUCUGCGGUUUUCAUGACUAUUCGCGACUUGUCGUUGAUUUAAUAGAUAUUUGAUCGCUAUAGAAUACAUUGCGUUUUAUUAAAAAUAAUGAAAGUGAAUUAAAAUUAUUUUUGUAUUAUCAAUAAAUACAAGAAAAAAUUUUUGCUAAAAUUCGAUCGUGAGUUAUGUACUACAGCCGCUUAAUUACUGCAUAAUUAGUGAUAUAAACACAGAUGUACGUAGACACCAUCAUCGUACAUGCGCACGUGUGGCAUUUCGCGAGCGGAGCGAUCUGUUCCUGCAAAUUACGAGGCGUGAUGGAACGCGCAGAGAAUGAUUCUUCCGGGAAUUCAUCCACAACAUGAGACGUGACGCGAAACUGUGCGCGCAUCUUUCCUUCACCUGCGAAGAAAGAAAGUUGGACUCGAGUCUCCGUCGCCACGAAUUUGAUAGACUGCCAAGUCGACGAGAAGUCGCGUUACAUAAGCGACGUAACGCGCGCGAACUUGAAUUGCGCGUUCGCCAACACGAACAAAUCGGCAAUCAGUCGUCAUCUCGCGUCAAAUCGUGUCUGCGCUCGUUGACAUCGGCCAUAUGAUCGCGCGACAACGAAUGCAACGACUCGAAUGCCGCGACGUGCGAGCGCAUACUGUGCGCAGCUGCUAUUCGCGGGAGCUCGGAAAACGGGACUGCAGUUUUAACUCGGAGAUUAUCAUCGAGUGAACGGUGGAACGACAACGACUUUACAUCAUACAACCGGUCGCUUCAUCCGCAAAUCAGUAUCUUGCAGCUCGAACGAUGAUCAUAUGAUGUGCGUCUUCAAUAUCUUUCUCGUGAUCGCAAAGUGAUGCAAAUCUUAUUUUCGUCGUUCUUUUCAUAUAACGUUAUUAAAUAUGCAUUAUAUGUAUUUCUUGUUUAGAAUGUAGAAUAAUUUUUUUUUCGUGAUAUAAAUUGCUUCGUCGAGAGAUUAAAAAUCCUGUGCGACGUACAGUGAUGUGAAUAAACGCGCGCUUUGAAACACAACCGCCAAUCUUCCACAAAAUCCAUAAAAUUCAUCAAGAGAAGGCAGGAUCCGUUAAGAACUCCAGACGACAAACUCGUUUGGAACGUGGAAUUAAUCGGGACGAGAAUCAAGCGGGUAAGUUUUUCCGGCAAAUUACUUGAGCGAGAACGUACGAGAGAGAGAAAGGACCGGGACCAUGAAGAACGCCCAUCCCAUCGUCAGGGCGACGACUUCCAGUCCGGUCGAUCGGGAUUCCACGGGCCCCGGCAGCGAAUCGGCGGAGCCGAUCAUCCGGCUAAAGCUACAGAAACCGCUGCACUGGGAGUGGGAGCUCACGACGUCCGCCGACGCUCUACCUGUCAUCCAGCUAUUGGACAAGGAUGGCCGCUUGCUGGUGGAAACCACCGGCCGAACGGCGCAGCGGGCCAGAGGUUCCUUCAAGAAGGGCCUAAAAACCCACGAACAAUUUCCAGUCGACGAGUCGCGUGUCAACUCGACAAGCAAAGAGCAAACGUCCUCUACCCCGUCGGUGUCUUCCACCGCCUCGCUCGUCACGACGCCGCUUCCGAUUAAUCGUAACAUUGACGGCUUCAGUACUAAAUUCGGUACGUGCAGUUUCGCCCCGCGAAAAUCCCGAAGCGACGUCAACAUUAAAGAAAGACGAAGCAAAAAGAGACACUUGCCCGCCUUAGAAGAUUCAACGAUGAAGACGAAGAUCGAAAGAAACGUAGAAGGAGCAUCGGCAGGAAACAAGAAAUAUUCCGCUGGAGAUUACCUUCGACAGCAGAUCAUGAACGAUCUACGUACGCGUAAUACGAUCGGGAGAACUCCGGAGGAGAUAGCCAAGGACAGAUGUAAAAAAGUUAAAGCGUAUCUAAGAAGUCAGAGCGAGACCCUCUUGAGUUUGGUUCGCGAGGAAGAAUACGACGAAUAUGAGACGAAAGAUACUAGAAUCGGAUCGAGCGAAAAGAGUCCUGGAAGUCGUAGCUCGAACAAAAGCGACACACUCAACUCUGAAGAGAAGAAUCCGAAUGGAGGAGACAAAAAGACGAAACCGUACCUGCGAACUCGGAGCACUAUAAUUCCGACGGAGGAUUCGACGAAAAAUAAUUUCAAACCGAACGAAGGGGAUAGAACCGUUUGCGGCCAGAUAAAAAACGACAUGAAUGAGGAGGAGCUGACAAAGAUUAGAACUUUCUUACGCGAAAAGAUACAACGGCGAAUGAAUAUGGAACAGGCGCGUUCGAGAUCAGCUGUUAACACUGACAUUCCGGAAAGCGUUGAGAACGCCAGAAUUAGAAAAAGAUACUCGGACUAUAAUUACGAUCGAGAAAACUACAGAACGCGAAAGGUGCGUAGUGAGACAAGCAUCCUGCGAUUUGAUCCCGAAAUGCUCGAAAGAGAGAAGUUGAAGUUGGAUAAGCAAGUAGAAAUGGAGAAAUCGACAAAUUGCAGAGAAUUGGAAGAUUCUCAGCUUCAAAGACAACCACGUAAUUAUCGGCGAUCGAGGAGCGAAGCUUUGGUCGAAGCUUUGGAACUGAACAAUCGACCAAAAUCACAGGUCAAAAGGGAAUCGUCGAGUUUGGACCGAAGGAAAUUCUACUGUAAAACCAAGAAUGACAUUCUGCAGAGACAAGAGGAGGCGAUGCCGGCGGUCAGCGUUGAGAAUCUCCCAAAUUCCCCGAGACGUAUGAAGAGCCAGGAAAAUGUGGAGAGAUCUUGGCGGGAAUAUAAAGAGCGGAAAAGAAGCGAGAAAUAUCGCCGAGAAUCGGAGAGAGAAUUACCCGAGGAGGACUUCAUGAGUAAACCGAGGUGGAAGGACCUGCAACGCGAUCUUUGCUCUUCGCGCAACUGCAAGAUUUGCCAAAACUUGAAAAACUGCGUGAAUCCACUUGACGAGAAAUCUCGUGAAAAGAGCGAAGAAUUGUUGAUGGGGAAAAAAGCCGCAAAUUUUCUCGAAGACAAGACUUCGACAAACAGACCCGAUACCAGUUUGCAGGAGAAUUAUUUGCUCCUCGAGAAAAAGAACGCGGAUUGCUCCCAAUCGUCGAUCAUCCCAGAAAUUCAAUUGAAAAAUCGCGACAAUAAUAUCGGCAGCGUGUCUGCAUUGAAUAUAAAUUCUUCGAACUAUGAGCACAACAUGAAUUCUUCGAAAAGCGCUUUCAAGAAUUAUCGAGAGUUAUAUCCACGCUCGAAUGUGAAGAAAAGCGACACUUUCAAGAUUGUCGACGGAAGCGAAGAACUGAAGGAACACGUGAACGGUUCUGACAUGAAAAUAAAUGACGGCAACGGUUCCGAUAGUGAUUUCGGUUAUCUAAACGGCGAAGGUUCGCUAGCGAACAAAUCGAACGAGGAUAUCACCAAGGACUACUUCAAGAGAGUUUACGAACUGUUGAAGAAAAGGCAGGAGGAAAUGAGGAAAUCGGCGAAUGAAGCCCGCGAAUUUCCGGGCCGCGAGGAUUCUUCAUCUUCGAAUUACGUCGAGGAAAUACAAAAAAAGAGGCAUCGGCGUAAGAAAAAAGAUAAAAAUUCGCAAGGUGAGGAAGUGGUGACCGUACCGUCCACCAGCAACGAUCAGGAAAGCUGGAAAGUGCAGAGGAUAUCCGUAAACGGUGAAUCGCCGCAAUCGAGCAAUCGUCGCCGCGGUUACAGUCGGUCGCAAUUGCAACCGGUCGUAUCCGGCGGCAAGAGGAAUCGGCUCGCAUCGUCCCCACCAACGCAGCCGAUAUCCUACAGAGUCAAUGUUAAGGACCAGCUCGACAAGUAUUUCGACUGGCCGAAUAAGGAAAACACGCCCGGAAAUGCCAUAAAUCGCCGCGAGGACGAUCAACGACAGGCGAACCGAGUCCAGGAGAUCGAGGAGUCGACAAUGGGGUCGAAUCUGAGCAGGCAUAACGGAAAAGGCCUUACUGGCCGACGCACUCAAUCUUCCGGGAACCUGUGCGAACCCAAGGGAAAGCUCAACAGCAUGGGGAAGAUACUGGUACCUUGUUCCAGCGCGCAGAGAGAAAGAUAUAAAUUUUGCGGCUCGCUACCAAAUCACCUGGACGAUAAGGAUGUGCUAGAUGAUGAUCAGCGAGAUAAUAAUAACAUCAUGUCCGAUACUAUCGGCGGAAACUUUGGUGGUACGUUGCCGCACAAGAAACGCUCGUUAGGAGUGCAUUUCUCGGAUAGCGAACCGACCGGUACUUUGGAUCUCGUUAAACAUCGAUCGCAGGAUUCCUUCGACGAGAACGAUCCCUGGAGAUAUCAGCAGAGCGAUCUCGAUCUCGUGCGAUGCCGUCACGGAAACUUUGAUUCGGUCAAGAGAAAUCGCAGCGCCGACACGGUUGUCGUCGAUUCCGGCAGGAAGUACGGUCGCAGCGUAGCCUUGGAGGAUAGGUGUCAUCGUAAUUCGGACUUAGACUUGGUCGGCACGCUGCCGAAACGCAAGCAAGACGCUCGAAACAGCAGCGGCAGGAGCCUCGAAUCGAACUCGUCCUCGCAGCCGUGUAUAGUAAACGCCACCGAUAACGACGAUCUGCUGAUGAAGAUAGUGCAUAAACCUGACUGCGAGUUACUCAAACAUCGCCAACAGUUUGGCAAGUGCGUCGAUCUGAAACUGAGCAAACUGACGAGCGGCGAGCCACAGGAUCAAGGAUACGCGUCCGAACGAUCUCCUGAGGACGAGCAUCCGCCCUCAUUGCCGGGGCAACCGUUUCCAAGUGUUACACCAGAGAGUACAUUCCGGGUGACGCUGCAGAAGAGCAGUCGCGGUCUCGGUCUAAGCGUUUCCGGUGGCGGUACCGCGGGCCCUGUCAGGGUGAAAAGACUUUUUCCUCAACAACCCGCCGCCCUGUCCAACAAGCUUCAAACCGGCGACAUAUUAUUAGCUGCCAACGGGAUUCCGCUGACCGGCCUUACCAAUUAUGAGGCUCUCGAAGUUCUACGUACGACUCCUAACACGGUAGAAUUGGUGGUGUGUCGGCUUCCAGGAGAUAGUAAUGUUACUCCACCCGGUGCACCGCCGCCACCCCCCGCAAGACGGGAGCCGUCGUCGUUACGUUUACUCAACCCGCUGCCACCUUUGCAAAUCGAGCCGUGCGGUGAAUUUGACAUUGAAAUGACGAAAGUCGGCGGCAGUCUCGGCUUUACCCUGAGGAAGGCGGACAGCAGUGCCCUGGGUCACUAUGUGCGAGCGUUGGUGCGAGAGCCGGCACUGAGUGACGGCAGAAUUCGACCGGGCGACAAGAUCGUCGCCGUGGACGAUGCUCCACUAUCUCCAAUGAGUCACGAGGAAGCGGUUCAGUUGCUGCGACAAUGCGGGCCAACGGUAAAACUGCGACUGUACCGCGAUUUGGCGCAAACUCCAGUCUCGGCGCUCUCGCCCACCGAGCCCGAUCAUCCCCUCCGUCCGCCACGAACGAGCUUGAGACAAGAAGCCGUGGACAUGCUGUGUGACUUAGCAGUCCGAAAGCUGUCACCAGGUACAUCGAGCGGUUCUAGUAUUUGCAAACAACAGUCACCCGGUGCCUCAUGCAACUCGCCCCGAAGACUACGUCGACUUGCCACGCGUACUUCCACUGCCGAAACGAAUCAAGAAACUCCCGAGAGUAAGUUGCAUGACGUGCAAACGACGUCGUCGACAGCCAGCCAAGCGGAGACCGCGUCAGACUCGGACCAAUGUUCCGUCAAGACGCAGAUCACCAAUUCUCAAGCAAACACACCUGCGACCGACAUAAUCGAUCCGCCGCCACUCUACGACAUUUACGACGAUAAUGACGAUGAGAUGUCAAAACCGGGGUCUAACAAUGCUGCGGCGGAGAGGCCGAGCUUUCUCGACUUGACGGCGCCGCAAGGUAAACCGCACUUUCAAUUCUGCAGCGUUGAUUCGGACAGCGAGUAUCCCGGCGACAGCGACGUGAUCCUCGCGGAAGCAGAGCGAGGACGGCUAGCCGAACCAAACUACAGUAACGACAGGAGCGUGACGGUGAUGUCGAGCGACGAGCACGAUAAUGACCUGCCGUCUGAGCCGGCCUCCAUGCCGCCAAUGCUUUCAUCCACCAGCAGUACCAGCACCGCUGCCUUCAGCUACAACAAUCCGGCCUACCAGAGUGCCAACCCGGCCUGCGGCAGCGCCGUCAGUGAUCCAGCUGGACCCAAGAACAAAACCACGCACUCCAGCGAUCAAGACAUACCAGGAAAGAUCCUGGGAACGGACGAUCCAGGCGGUAGUAAAGGAUUAUUGAAGUGGAAGGGCGUGAUGUUCGCUCCAAACGAUGAAGUAGAUACUGAACACGAUCCGGAAGAAGCCGGGAAAGACACCACGGAUUCAGUCGCUCUUGCUGAAGAUCUUGAGCAAGGCAGCGAGGUGUUCAUGGUAGAACUGACGCGUGGGUGGAAUAGUCGGCUGGGUUUUAGCUUGCAGCCGGAAGGAAAUUGUACAGUGAUAUCGGUCGUGCAUCCCGACAGCGUCGCAGCGAAGGAUGGCAGACUCAGACAAGGCGACGUAUUAUUGAUGGUUAAUGAGGAGAGUGUGGAACACAUGUCAACAGCUGAUAUAAUAGAUCUGUUACGCAAGAUACGUGGCUCGAUAGGUAUCACGGUGAUGAGGAGAUCAAAACGGGACAAUAUAACGUAACAGUAGUACAGUGAUAUCGAAAUAGAACAACCAUAAAGGGUACGAUUUGAUUGGUAUAUUCUUUAUGAGCAGGCAAUGAUAGAUUUGAGGAUUUAGACAUGAAUCAGCCAUAAAAAAGAUUUUUGCCAAGAAAUCAGGCAAAGAUGCUGAUCUUUUUCAAUAAAUUUUCAUUAUACAAAAUUUAGAUAAUAAGAGAAGAUAGAAAUAAGAAGAAAAUCAAUUAUUAUUAAGAAAUGAAUAGAUGAGAUUAUAAAUGUUGAUAGUACAAUAAAAAAGUAUAUUAAAUCAUGGGAUUCUCAAUGCCGGAAGAAUAGAUCAUAAUCCGCGUUAUUAUCAAUGACAAAAAUCGUUCAUGAAGAAAAUAAUCUUACAUAAAAAAAAAAAAUAGCAUUAACGAAGAGAGAUCGUCUAUCUUAAUCGAUUACAAAAGACUACUGUUAAAAGAAGAAUGAUGAGAGAAAAAAAUUCACAGAUGUCAUUCUGAUAAUUUUCUAGUAGAUGUCCCCGGAGAUAAAAAGUUACUCAAUCUUGUAGAAAUCUUCCGGAGGAAACUAAACGCUGGAAAUCUGAAAUGAUAUGUCAUUCAAGAAUGUCGUGCUGAAUUUUCAGUCGCGCCUUUAUACGCGAAUCAACCAAUCUCCACGAAUCAAUAUUAAAUCAAUAUUAAUUUAUAACUGAAAUUCCGCUGAAAUUGCAAUAUUCUAACGUCAUUUAUCAGUUAUCAUCACAAGAAAACGUGUCGAUAUGUCGACCAUAACAGAUUAAUGCGCAUUAAUAGCAGGAUAAUUGAAAUACUCUCAUUUCGAAAACUUGAAUCUUUUGGUUAAUGAUUGGCUUAUUAUUAAUAAUAUUCCUAGUAAUUUGCGAUAUUUUCGAAAAGCAGUUUUAUGAUUAGUACGCGAAACAUUGUUUUAAUGAAUUCGAGAAUCAAAAGGAUCGAUCAAAAUAUGAUUGGAAAGAAAACAAUGUACCUAUUGCAAGAUAAGACAUGUUCCACUCGGUCGAAAAGCAAACUAUUUAUUAUCUAUCGAGAAAAUGAUCGAGUUUGAUGAAAUGCGAUAUAUGUUUAUGUACAAAAUUGUAAAGAUAUUCUUUUAAAUAUUGAGCGUGAAAAGAGAAAUUCUCGCAUCUAUGAGCUUAUAGUAUAUCCUACAUAUCUUUGUAAAUAACGUAUCCUAUCAAACUUAAAUUUCCAAUAAAAAAAAUAGCUAUGAAAAAUGAAUUUAAAUAGUGAAAUUAUUUUUAAAGAAAUGUUAUAAAAUAUAAUUUUUCCUUGCAUGUGUGUGUGUAAUAACUAUGAAAUAAUUAAACUUAUAAAGCGCUAAAAUUAAAAUAAGAUUAUAUAUAUAUAUAUAUAUAUAUAUAUAUAUAUAUAUAUACACACACACAUAAAUCGUAUUUUCAGAAAAUACGAUAGUUUUUCCAAUUCUCUUUUAAAAAUAAAGCACUAUACUGUGCGAAAUAUCUAUCGUGUACAUAUUUUUAUCCCACACAGUAUAAUUUUAUUAAAAGAGCUUGACAUUAAUAUUUUAUCGCGAAUUUACAUCAACGAAAUGUGAAUUAAUUAAUUUUACGUGUGAAAUUUACUUCAUACGAAGUAAAUUUAUCACAUGAUAACUAAUUUACAUUUCGGCUUUAACUUGGUCCAUCCGUAAUUAAAAGAGAAUCUGCAACCACAUUAAUAUACGUACUUAAAAUGUGUGAUAAGAACUCGAUAGUUUCUUUACUCACGUCGGAGAAAUAAUCUAUUUUUCAGGAGUUUCUCUUUAACUAAUUAAAUAAUAAGAAACAAUUGGCCUUUUACGGCAAAGAUGAUCUUUUUGCCGUCUCACUUCUUCAAAGCUAUUAUCUCUGGUCUCUUAGCAAAUCAAAAGACAAUCUACUUAUAAGCUAUUUAGAAUAUGAAUAUCAUGAAUGAGUCGUUGAUGAAUAAAUUGGCUGCUAUUAUUUGUAAGACAAUGUCUUACGUAUCUGAUAUUUCGAUCUUCCUGCUGUCUUCAAGAGAAAUCGACCGACAAUUACAUAUGGGAUAGAAGUUAGAGUUACUUAUAGCAUACUUGGAGAAAAUGUAUUAAUGUUCGAGUUAAUGUUCGAACUACCUCGCGUGAUGCCAUACCACAGCAAAACAGAUUAUUAUGCUCGAAUCUGUGUUUAAGUAAAAGAUAUUUUAUGUGAAAAAAAAAAUAUUUCCUCUAAUUAUAUAAAAAAUAAUGAAAUACAAGAUGAAACAAAAAUGAUCAACAAUUCUACUAAAUAAUUAAUACUCUUUAAAGCAUCAAAUAUGAGAAUUUUAGACAAAAAGUUUGUUAAAGUGCAGAAAAUCGUUUACUAUAUUAGAAAUGCUUUCUAAACCGUAGAAAUCAUAGAAAAAUUUUCAUUCGUAGUAACGAUGCGGCUCGUAUAUAAAACGAGAAAGUGUCAAUAACGACACAAAAUUUAAUAGACUGUAACAGUGCAAUAACGUUAAAUAAAAAUUAAGCGAGAACGAUGUAUAAUGUGAUAGCCGUUCCGUUUAGAACGUUAGCACUUGUAAAUCUACGAACUUAGAUGAGUAUCAGAGUUUAUAGUGAAUUACACGUAUGUAAAUAAAGUUGAUAACUGUAUAAUUGUAUAAAUCAAUACCAAAGUGUACGAAUAUCAAAGUUAUGUAAUAUCAAAAAUGUAUAUUUUACUGUGUAAGUGAUCGGUAAACAGGCAGCUAUUGGAAAUAUUAUGUUAAGCUUAUUAAAUUAUUGUUAAUAUCUAGGAAUAGAUAUGCAAUUUUAUUGAGAUUUGUGCCGAUCGUUUCAUCGCUGUGUUAGCCUUCUUUUCUUCAAAAUAAUGUAAAAUAAUAUAUUCAAUAAAAUUUAAUGUCUUUGAUAAAGA
Molecule: messenger RNA, 9810 nt
Organism: Cataglyphis hispanica
Lineage: Eukaryota; Metazoa; Arthropoda; Insecta; Hymenoptera; Formicidae
Exons: 12
Coding region: 1522-6945 (1807 amino acids)
Molecular function (GO): protein binding
Source: RefSeq, a predicted model, not a curated record